Lolium perenne is the source of this 1410-nucleotide messenger RNA. Lineage: Eukaryota; Viridiplantae; Streptophyta; Magnoliopsida; Poales; Poaceae. The record is from RefSeq and is a predicted model, not a curated record.
CCCAACCACCGCCCGUCGCUGCCGGCGCCGCCGCCUGCUCUUCCCCAACCACCACCAGCACCUCCUCCUCUCCGCCAGCCCCUUCUCCCCACCUCUCCUCGGCGCGCCUACAGCUCGCCCGGAUAAGAUCGAUGGUGGUCGCCGUCUCCCUUCUCCCCUGCACCAGCUCAACCGGUCACCGGCGGCUUCCCCCACCGCCCCUCCUCCCAAGCUCCGCCCCAUCCUCGCAGAAGAAAGAGGACGCGCCGCGCAGCAGCCACCAUGGCGGCGCUACUGGCCUGCUCGUCGACGCCGCGUGCGUCGAUUCGGCGGCGCGCGCGGCUCCGUCGAUCACGCCGGUCUGCGUCGUGCACGCGAACGACGGAGUGCGGCGCGGUGCUGCACGCAGCCGCGGGGGCGCCGGCGACCGGGAGGUCGAGCUGCUCGUCCGGGAGACGCAGCCGUACAGGGUCUUGUCGGCGUCCGCCUCAAAGGUUUCGCCGUGGCCGGCAAGGGCAGCCUGGAGUGCCUCCAGAACGAGUAGUAGCCUGCAGUGCCAAUUUCCUGUUCGGUUUGAUCUGGUGUGGUUUGGUUCCGUUGAUGUAUGGAUAAUGUCCUGACGCGCUUCAUUUUGGGUUGCAAGUGGCACUGGGCUGCCCACGCCCGCCCGCUUCCGCCGCCAUGCCACCGCCGAGAUGCAUCAACACAUUAUUUGCAAACAAAUCAUUUCUACUCUUGCUCAGUGCAUGAUUUAAUUACAAGGAGGAAUGAUGUGGACUUGUUUAAAGUUACCAAUGAUCUACUGCCAUUUUCAUUACCCGAACUGCACUUGUUUGAAUUACUCAAAUUUUUUCAAUGAACUUGACUAGGUUGCAUAACUGAAACUGAACUGGCUUGAUCAAUUAGUUAAUUGCCAAAAAUAUAGAGUGCAUCUACACAACAAAGAUAAAUUGUUGCUGCAUGUCUAUUGUAAUUCUCAGUUAGUGUGCUUUAUCAAUAGUGUCAAUGCUGUAAAUUAUUUCUUCAAAGUACCAGAAGUGUGUUCACUAUACUGGUUAGUUUCUUCUUUAAAGGCUCACGUUACAUGUUGCUGUAGUUUCUUCACCUUUUUUACUUCUAAUGAAAAGCUCAGUUUCUAUGAUGCAAUGUUGUAAUUAAAUCAAUCCUGCAACCUCCAGUUGAAAAUUAAUGCAGCAAGGAAUUUCAGUUGUAUCACUAAACUUGGUUAAUAGAGAUUCUUGAUAAAUGUCACACUUCAUCAAUGAAGCCUUACUCUGGGCACAAUUUAGAAUUCAUUACCCUUCACUAUUAUCAGGAACUUUACCAUAUGACAGUCCCAGGUUCAGAGUUGCAGUUUGACAAAAAAAAUUGCAGAGGAGAAGAACUGAUGCUGCUGAAGGGCAGAGGAGAUGUGCUGCUGAUGGCAGGUGA